UGCGGAAGUCGAGCGAGGGAAAAUUAAAAUAAAAGAGAAAAGUAAAAGAAGCUUCCGUGGUUCCGUGAAUCCAGUCCGUACCGACGCUACCAAGAGGUAACACUCGAGUGGUGGCAACGUGUUUGGAGGAGAUGGACCGGGAUCAGAACCAGAUCCAGGACCAGGAUCAGAACCAGAAUCAGGACCGGGGUCAGAUCCAGGAUCAGAUCCAGGAUCAGGAUCAGAUCCAGGACCGGGGUCAGAACCAGGACCAGGAGUCCAGCAGGACCAAAGCGGACUCUUCCUCCGCUGGUCUGCAGAAACAUAAAGCCAAAAAGAGAAAAAAUAGGAGGGAUAAAGUCCUCGCCACUUCACCAGGUCUGAAGGUCCGAAAGAGGAUUCAUACUGAAGAGAAGCUGUACACCUGUGAACACUGUGGGCAAGCUUUUACCACGUCAAGUAUUUUAAGGCGUCAUCGGCGUAUCCACACUGGAGAAAAGCCGUACAAAUGUGAUCAGUGUGGGGCAGCUUUUACCUUGUCAGGUCACCUAAGGAGUCAUCAGCGUAUUCACACUGGAGAAAAGCCGUACAAAUGUGAUCAGUGUGGGGCAGCUUUUACCCAAAAAGGUAGUCUAAUGAGUCAUCAGCGUAUUCACACAGGGGAAAAGCCGUAUAAAUGUGAUCAGUGUGGGGCAGCUUUUACCCAACAAGGUAGUCUAAUGAGUCAUCAGCGUAUUCACACUGGAUUUAAGCCGUACAGAUGUGAUCAGUGUGGGGCAGCUUUUACCGAACAAGGUCAUCUAAGGCGUCAUCAGCGUAUUCACACUGGAGAAAAGCCGUACAAGUGUGAUCAGUGUGGGGCAGCUUUUAUCCAACAAGAUCAUCUAAGGAGUCAUCAGCGUAUUCACACUGGGAAUAAGCCUUACAGAUGUGAUCAGUGUGCGGCAGCUUUUACCCAACAAGAUGAUCUAAGGCGUCAUAAGCGUAUUCACACUGGGGAUAAGCCUUACAGAUGUGAUCAGUGUGGGGCAGCUUUUACCCAAAUAGGUAAUCUAAGGUGUCAUCAGCGUAUUCACACUGGGGAUAAGCCUUACACAUGUGAUCAGUGUGGGGCGGCUUUUACCCAACAAUGUCAUCUAUUGAGUCAUCAGCGUAUUCACACUGGGGAUAAGCCGUACAGAUGUGAUCAGUGUGAGGCAGCUUUUACCCGACAAGAUAGUCUAAGGAGUCAUCAGCAUAUUCACACUGGAUUUAAGCCUUACAGAUGUGAUCAGUGUGGGGCAGCUUUUACCGAACAAGGUAGUCUUAGGCGUCAUCAGCGUAUUCACACUGGGGAUAAGCCUUACAGAUGUGAUCAGUGUGAGGCAGCUUUUACCCGACAAGGUAGUCUUAGGAGUCAUCAGCGUAUUCACACCAGAUAAAAAAUUGUCUGUGAUCAGUGUGGAGCAGCUUUUACUUGGAGAGCUCAAUUAAAGGUGCCAAUUUAGACAUGUUAUGUUGUUCUGAGAAAAAAAUAAAGCUGGAGUUUUGUUUUCAGUUUCAACUGAAAAAUGUGUUUAAAUUAGAU
Molecule: messenger RNA, 1546 nt
Organism: Cololabis saira (Pacific saury)
Lineage: Eukaryota; Metazoa; Chordata; Actinopteri; Beloniformes; Belonidae
Product: zinc finger protein 501-like
Exons: 3
Coding region: 132-1400 (422 amino acids)
Source: RefSeq, a predicted model, not a curated record